AUGUUGGGAUACAAGAAGACCAGCGACAACGGAAAGUGUGAAAAUUGCGGAAAGGAAAUAAGUGGACUCCACCACUUGUAUAGAUGUCAAGGAUGUGGGUACGCACUAUGCUCGGGAUGCGUCAAGAAAACACCGCCUUGUAGAUGCGUCAACGGAGUCCCGCCACUCAAACCGGAACAACAAGAGAAAAUGAACACACUGACUGAAAUGGGAUUUCCCGACUAUAUCUCUAUAUUUGCGUUGAAGAAGUUUAACUGGGACAUUAACGAGUGCAUUCCUUGGAUCAUCGAGAACUUGGCGACAUUUCCAAGACCAGAACUUCCAAAAGAAGUUAAAGAGGAGAAGGACGAGAAGGAGGACACCGAGAUUCAAAGCGAGUUGGACGGGAUCGAAGACCAAAUGAAAUGGAAAGAGACGAAAGACACAGACCUCCCCAUGGUCAAAGGAAAGAAAAGAAAAAGAAGCUCGAAAGUCGAUGAUGAAGACGACGACGAGUGGCACGAAGAUGUGUUCGACGACGAUUUGUAUGAUAACGGAAGAGCUGCGAUAUUAGGUGACCCAUCAACAGAAAAGUGUUAUGAAGUUAUUGAAAGUCACGACAUUGUCAAAAUGAUAACAAAUUUAUGUGUACGGGAAGCUGAUAAUUUGUGUAUUGAUGAAGGGAAUGCGAGUGUGUUACUCAAAAACAGCGAUUGGAGCGGGGACAAGUUGGAGAGUAAGUACUUUGAUAACAUCGAAAAGGUGUGCAAAGACAGUGGUGUUGUGAUUGAAACGCCUCCACCACCUAAAGACGAAUCGUGUUCUAUUUGUUAUGAAGAAGGGAAAAUGCUAAGUUUGGGGUGUGGGCAUUAUUUCUGUUCAAAUUGCUGGAACGAACGUAUCUCAACGUUACUGAAGACAUCUGGGAGUAACGUUAUUGACAGUUUGUGCAUGCAACAUGGGUGCACAUGCCGUAUUAAUUACGUUCUCGUGAAGAAAGCCUGCAAUGAGGAGACAUACAAACGUUUUAUGUAUUUUAUUUGCAAAGACUUCAUUAGCCACCGGAAGAGCUAUGUCUUCUGUCCAGUGGACACGUGUGGGAGAGCAAUCCAUUACUUUGACACAUCACGUCAUGAAGUGCAAAUUGUGUGUAAGUGUGGGCAACGCUUUUGUUUCCAAUGCGGAAGAGAGAUGCACAAGCCUGUAUCGUGCGAACAGUUUAUGCAAUGGAAUGACUUGGUUUCAAACGACUCGGAGAGUAUGAAGUUUGUCAAUACGAUAUCAAAGCCGUGUUUCCAUUGUGGGUUGUAUACUGAGAGAGUCGAUGGGUGUAACCAUAUGACGUGUUCAAGAUGUAAAGGCGAGUGGUGUUGGAUGUGUCGAGGGGAUUGGAAAACGCAUGGUACACAGACUGGUGGGUUUUACAAGUGUAAUUUGUAUGACAAAUCAGAAGCGAAGAAACUGGACAUGAAAGCGGAUGAAUUGAAGAAUGAGAACAAGCGGUUUUUGGAGUACUUUGACUCUUAUAUCAAGUACAACAAUUUAGAGAGAGGAGUUAAUAAAGCGGAGGAAAAAAUGAAAUUGAUUGAGUCGAAUAAAGAAAAGACGACGGGAAAGCCCUGUAAGGAGCUGUCAGUUGCUGCUGAAGUACUCAAAGAGGCGUUUUCUGUUGUCAAAUAUUCAUUUGUGUUUUCGUACUUUGUUCGAGACUACGAACAAAUUUCUAAACUGUUUUUGUUCCGCCAAAAGAAAGAUAUUGAGUCUGUGGAAACGUUGUGGAAUAUGCUUGAAAAGGAAACGGAUUUCAACUUUGAGAAACUCCAAAAAGUGCGACAGAUGACGAAAAUUGUAAAGAAGGUGGCUGUCUCCCUCGCAGACGUCUCAACAGAAAACUUAAUGAAGGGAAGACUCGAGGAAGUAAAGAAGAAGAAAUCGAAGAAAUGA
Entamoeba invadens IP1 is the source of this 1923-nucleotide messenger RNA. Its product is annotated as protein ariadne-1, putative. The record is from RefSeq and is a predicted model, not a curated record. Gene Ontology annotation, molecular function: ubiquitin conjugating enzyme binding; ubiquitin protein ligase activity; zinc ion binding. Gene Ontology annotation, cellular component: cytoplasm; ubiquitin ligase complex. The transcript is spliced from 2 exons. Gene Ontology annotation, biological process: positive regulation of proteasomal ubiquitin-dependent protein catabolic process; ubiquitin-dependent protein catabolic process; protein polyubiquitination. The coding region runs from base 1 to 1923 and encodes 640 amino acids. NCBI's taxonomy places the organism in Eukaryota, Evosea, Mastigamoebida, Endamoebidae.